AUGAGUCCAUCAACUCCCUCGCCUGCGCUGUUGCGCCGGGCCAGCUGGAAGGCAGAAGCGAUCCGAAAGGGCAACUUGAAGAUCAGCGGUCCAAUCCCCAUCACUGAGGACAUGCCGCUCAAUGACGAGGAAGAGAAGAGAUUUGCUGAAAACGGGACCUUGAGUGAUCCUCCGCAGUCGCCAGUCGCACCGCUGGAAGAGCAGCGCCAACGGUCGGCGACUCCCCCAAGACCAGCCCAUCCUGCCCCGGCAGUUCCAGACCAUCCAAUGCCAUUGCGAUCAAAUCUCGUUGUAGUAGACCAGCCGCAGCAAGAGGAGGAAGCACGCGAUCAUGUUCCGUUGAGAUCGCCGCGCAAUCUGCAACCCAUCAGCAUUGUACAGCGCGAUAGCGUAGUCCCAUCCAGCAUAGCCCCAUCUCCAUCGCCUUUCCGGUCAACGCCCGAAAGUGCGACGGCAGCGGCGGCAGCAAAGGCGACGCAAAGGAAGCGCAAAAGUGGGCUCAGGAAUGUCUUUCGCAAAAUGUUCGGUAAAAAGACGGCCGAACCAGAGCAUCAGCAGCAACAGGAUGAGACCACCCGUCGUGGUCAUAGCUAUCAUAAUAGCGAUCCGGGCUUGUUAAGAUCGACACCACCAAUAGAACAGAGGCCGUCACCAUCACCAGUUGGACCGCGGAUAUCUGAUUUACCCGUCAAGGAGCUGGAGCCAUUGCACCCCUUGGGCCAGCACCUGCCGUACCCAAUGAAUGUGAAUGCGCCGCCAGCAAGUCCACCGGACGAGUAUCUUACCUUUGAUGUCAAUAGACAGGGGCGCCGAAGAGCUACGCUUCCCAACGUACCAGGCCUGGUCGUUCAGCGUCACAGCCUGGACGAGUCGCGACCAAAGCUGGCGCCUUGGCAAGAGCGAAUCGAGGACGGUAAUACGUCUCCUUCUCGAAUUGGUAUUGCACUCUCCAGUCCAUCGCACGGCACUUCGAGACCCAACAAGCGCAGGUCACGCAGUGCAGAUGCUCUUCAUGACAUGGCCAAAGACCUUGCUUCGAUCGAGAGGAGACGCAGCGCCGAAAUCAAGUACUGGCGGGAGAGCAAUAUGUCUGGCAGUGUGUACAGUCGGCCAGCAACAGCAAAGACGGUGGAGACGUUCCGCAGCGUACAGAUGCAGGAGCCAAUGAUCCGGGAGCCAGAGGCGGAUUCAUACAACGAAAUGAGCGCUACGCUUGUGCAGGCGGAUGAUCCGCAAACACCCACGUCAGAAGGACUUGACCGGUCGAAACAGGAGGAAAAGGAAGGAGGUGUCUACGCGAUCGUUUCUGAUUUCAAUUUCGGUGAUUUGAAGGACGGCCGAGAGUCCGGGCCGGUGCCGGCAGAACCACAGCCAGAACCGGCACGAGUUGUCGAACCAGUCUCUCAAGCCGGCGGCCAAGAAAUCUCACCGGUAGCACCUCUUCCGGCGCCAAAUCCAAAUCGACUAUCAAUGGAAGAGCGGCUCAUGCAUCUUGAAAACCAAUACUCUAAUCUCGAAACACUAACCCGCCGCCUUUCAUCCCGAAACAAUAGACAAACUAUUAUACUUGAAAACGCACCCCGGAGCCUUCGCUCGAGAGACCGAAGCACUUCCGUCUCUGCCUCGCGGUCUCACUCACGCUCUGCACCGAGCAUCCACCAAGAGCCUUCUCAUCUUCGUCAUCAGAGCACCAGCAGCGAGUACAUAGAAGAGCCUGUGCAUGCGCCGAGCUCUCCUACUUCAACUCUCCCGGUCGCUAGCAACAAUGAACAAGCCAAGGCGCUGCAAGACAUGCGUGCAGUGUUGGAAGUGGAGCGCAACGCGCGAAUCGCACUCGAACACCGCGUCCACUCACUGCAGAUUGAAGUAUCAAACUUGCAAGCUCUAAUAAACAAGCUCGUCGCCGGCAGCGGAGCGACAUACCCCACACCCUCACCAGACAUGCUCAUUAUGACUUCUGAAGAUAACCAGCGCGUGAGCUGUUCUACACCACGCGCCAUGACACACAACCAGAACGCUUACUACUCCCAGCACCAGCGACCGCACAACUGGAGACACGACUCUGAGAGCAUGUACUCUGAUGACUUGGUCCUGGGGUCUUCUGGCACAGGAGAGGCCGCAUCGCCUGAUGAGUGGGCGACGCCCAAGGAAGAAGGAUUCUCUAACAGUGGAUUCUUCCAUGCUCGUGACGAUGGCAUGAAGGAGUAUUCAUGA
Bipolaris sorokiniana ND90Pr is the source of this 2214-nucleotide messenger RNA. RefSeq lists its product as uncharacterized. The record is from RefSeq and is a predicted model, not a curated record. NCBI's taxonomy places the organism in Eukaryota, Fungi, Ascomycota, Dothideomycetes, Pleosporales, Pleosporaceae. Bases 1 to 2214 code for a protein of 737 amino acids. The transcript is spliced from 2 exons.